Molecule: messenger RNA, 933 nt
Organism: Malassezia sympodialis ATCC 42132
Lineage: Eukaryota; Fungi; Basidiomycota; Malasseziomycetes; Malasseziales; Malasseziaceae
Gene: HOM2
Exons: 2
Coding region: 1-933 (310 amino acids)
Biological process (GO): L-threonine biosynthetic process
Molecular function (GO): protein dimerization activity; NADP binding; aspartate-semialdehyde dehydrogenase (NADP+) activity
Source: RefSeq, a predicted model, not a curated record
AUGGGAAGUGCCAAGGUUAAGGCUGGUAUCCUUGGUGCCACUGGCACUGUAGGGCAGCGAUUUAUUCUUCUUUUGAGCAACCAUCCUGAAUUUGAGAUUGUGGCUCUUGGUGCUAGCUCCUCGUCCGCCGGAAAGCCUUACAAAGAGGCUGUAUCUGGUCGCUGGAAGCAAGCUCAGCCCAUUCCCGCACAUAUUGGUGAGAUUCCCGUUAAUGAGUUCAACACGGAUCACCUGGAGAUCAUUCCGUACCAGCAGAAACAGCUUCUACUCGAGCGUGGCUACAUUGUUACCAACGCGAACUGCUCUACCACGGGCGUUGUCGUGGCAUUGAAGGCUCUUGAAGCGGCGUUCGGUUCUUUGGAUGUGAUCAUGAUCCAGACUAUGCAAGCUAUUAGUGGAUCUGGCUACCCCGGUGUUAGCUCUCUGGAUAUCCUUGACAAUGUUGUUCCUUUCAUCGAUGGUGAAGAGAAUAAAAUUGAGUGGGAGACUUCCAAAAUUCUGGGUGGCUUGAAGGACAGCAACACUGCAUUUGACCUACACGAAGAUAAUCCGCUUAGGGUGAGUGCUCAAUGCAACCGUGUGCCUGUCAUUGACGGCCACCUGUCAUGUGUGAGUGUAAGCUUCAAGAAGCGCCCUGCGCCUACGCCAGAGCAGGUUGCCGAGGCCCUUCGCAAGUACAAGUGUGAAGCACAAACGCUUCAUUGCCACAGUGCCCCAGAGCAAGCUAUCACUGUACACCAAGAGCCGGAUCGACCACAACCCCGCCUUGAUCGCGAAUGGCAGAAUGGCGCGGGUGUAAAUGUGGGACGUAUUCGAAAAUGUCCUGUGCUGGACAUUAAAUUUGUGUCACUAGUAAACAAUGUCAUGCUUGGUGCUGCUACCAGCUCGGUCCUGAACGCUGAAGUGGCACUAAAGAAAGGUUUCCUUGGAUAG